CGAAGUUUAUUUCAUGUUACUUGGCUUGAAAUAGAUUGCUACUGUGUGUGAAAUUUCGGUGGUGAAUUUAAACUUAGUUAUCUUCAUGAAGGUGCCUAGCAAUGGUGGUGUUCUUACGAACUGUAGUAAUCGAAUUUGGUAGUUAUACAGAAAUGAUGAAUGAGGGCGUGCAAAAGAACACCCUGUACGUAGGAGGAUUAGCAGAGGAAGUAAACGAGCAUAUACUACAUGCAGCCUUCAUUCCGUUUGGGGACAUUAAGGAUGUCAAGACUCCCUUGGAUCAGGCUACGCAGAAGCAUCGGUCGUUCGGUUUUGUUACCUUCCUAGAAAGGGAAGAUGCUGCUGCUGCCAUGGAUAACAUGGACGGCGCCGAACUUUACGGCCGAGUGCUGACUGUUAAUUAUGCUCUGCCUGAGCGCAUCAAGGGAGGGGAACAAGGCUGGGCCGCCCAACCUAUUUGGGCAGACGCGGACACCUGGUUCGAAAGGCAGCAACAGGAGCAGGAAAUGCAGCGGCUUCAGGCGGAGCAACGGGCAGCAGCGCAGGCGGCCGAAGACUUGCAGAGGAAAAAGCAGGCGGAGGAGCGAGAAGGCGAAAAGGAAGAUGAUCCGAUGGCAAUGGCAGAAGCCGAGGUUUUGCAGCAGAGUGUCAACUAACCCCGGUCGCUCCAUUUUGUUCCAAACUCUCUCCGGUAAGCCCUAAAACUUUUGUUGUUAACGCAAUGCAGUAGUAUAAUAGAGUGUCGUAGUUAAAUGGUUUUUUUAUGUUGAAGGAUUUAAUAUAGGAGAUAAAUUGUACCUUGAUAUCAUUUAAUACUAAUAGGGAUAAUUUAAUUUUUUUAUCUUUA
Messenger RNA from Andrographis paniculata, 847 nucleotides. RefSeq lists its product as uncharacterized. NCBI's taxonomy places the organism in Eukaryota, Viridiplantae, Streptophyta, Magnoliopsida, Lamiales, Acanthaceae. Gene Ontology annotation, molecular function: RNA binding. The record is from RefSeq and is a predicted model, not a curated record. The transcript has 3 exons. Bases 102 to 656 code for a protein of 184 amino acids.